AAUAGUAUACACGUAUCAGUUCAAUGUCCAUCGCUAUAUAUAAUUCAAUGUUUAUCGUUUAUUGUGAUUCAACUCUAAAGUUAAAUUUAUAUUUAGAGCAAUGUGCACUUCGAUAGUAACAUUAAAUGUAACAUCUUAGCGAGAGACACUGUGACAUCAGCUUCCAAUUUUGUACAUAAAUCAUGUACAAAGUACUUUCUAAUAUGUCGAAAUAUAUAGUUCGUGAUGGACACAAAAUACAGCCUAUUUUUCCAAGACCUUUUAUAACAAACCUAAGUUUAAAUAAAUAUCCACUUCCCAAACAACCUGUUCCUGAUCUCAAACAAACUGCAGAACGUUAUUUGAGGUCUUUAAAACCACUGCUGACUGACAAGGAAUACAAAAAUACAGAGAGGAUCGUAGGUGAUUUUAUAAGCGACACUGGCGUUGGACCUCGAUUGCAUGCCAAGUUGUUGGAAAAAUAUGAAAACACUGAUAACUGGAUGAAAGAAUGGUGGCUGCAAGCUGCCUAUUUAGGAUACCGUCUUCCUGUCAUUGUAAAUUCCAGUCCCGGUGUUGUUGGACAAACGUUUACAUUCAACAAACCAGAUGAUAUGUAUGUAUUUGCAGCACGUCUCAUUGCUGGAGUUUGCAAUUAUAACGAGAUGGUAAAGAGUAAGAAGAUACCACAGGAAAUGGUUCGUGACGAUCCGCUUGAUAUGCAACCAUACGGCAUGAUACUCGGGACACAUAGACAGCCAAACGAAUCAGUUGAUAAACUGUUGCACACAGAUGAGGCUACACACAUAAUCAUUAUAAGCAAUAAUCAUUUCUUUAAACUUAACGUUGUUGACAAAAACGGCAUUUUAAGUGAGGAAAAACUCGUGGCUGCUGUAAAAGAUAUUGCAGAUCGCUCGCGUACAAAAGAAAAGCCAAUAGGAAUUUUAACCGGAAACGACAGAGAUACUUGGGCAAAAGAUCACAGCUUACUUUUAGAAAUAGGUAACAAUAGAAAAAUAAUUAAGGACAUAGAAACAUCGUUGUUUGCAUUGUGUCUGGACAAAGAUAUACCAAAAGAUGCUUUUAAAGAUAAAAAUAAUGCUUCGGUCCGGGCAGUUCAAAGUCUGACGGGUUACAACAGUUGCACAAAUGCAGCCAACAGGUGGCACGAUAAGACCGUGCAGUUCAUAAUAUCUACGGAUGGUUUUGUCGGCAUGGAAUACGAACACAGUCCGUGCGAGGGUGGCCCGAUUGCUGUUCUUUAUGAUUAUAUACUAAAAUACAUUGCGGGAAGAGAAAGCGCAAGAACUACAAGUUCUAACGAUUUCCCAAGACCAGAACUUUUGAAGUUCCAGACUGACAAUGCUAUCAAAGAGGCGAUCGAAAGAGCUACCGAUGUGGUAGACAAACUGUCAAAUGACAUAGACAUGGAAUGCUUCGUAUUUGAUAAAUUUGGCACCGACGACAUUAAGGCGAUGAAAUUGAGUCCGGAUAGUUUUGUACAGAUCGCAAUGCAAGCUACCUUCUACAAUUUGCUGAAGAAACCGCCGGCUCAUUACGAGAGUGCGGGACUACGAAGAUUCAUAAACGCCAGAACCGAAUGCAUCAGAUCCACUUGCACCGAGUCCGUUGAAUUCGCGAUGAUGCUUCACAAUGGCGAUUGCAAGACUAAAGCUGAAAAAAAAGAAAUGAUGAUCCGAGCUAUAAACGCUCAUAAAGAGCUUGCUUCAGAAGCAGCGAUGGGCCAAGGUGUCGACCGGCAUUUGUUCGGUUUGAAAAUGAUAGCGCAGAGUGAAGGAAUGGAACUUCCGGAAUUGUACAAAGAUGUUGGUUACACCAGAAGCACGUAUUUCAAUUUGACAUCAAGUCAGGUGCCGUUUAAAUCGAAAUCUGUCCUUUGUUACGGACCGGUUGUUCCCGACGGUUACGGUUGCUGUUACAAUCCACGACCAAAGGACAUUAGUUUUGCCUGUUCCUCGUUCAGAUCGUGUGAGGAAACCGACACAAAAGACUUCGCUCGCGUGUUGCAACAGAUGUUAUGCGACAUGCGAGAUAUCGGAAAUGAAUGAUGAUAUUACAGUAUUAGAUAUUACAUUAUUUGUGCUGAGAAAAAAUCAGCAUAAUUUUUUACAGCAAUAAAAGUUGACGACAGUGCAAUUACAUUAUUUUUAAAAUUAUCUUUUUAGUGAUAAACAAAUUGAAGGACAAGGUAUA
Molecule: messenger RNA, 2193 nt
Organism: Pseudomyrmex gracilis
Lineage: Eukaryota; Metazoa; Arthropoda; Insecta; Hymenoptera; Formicidae
Product: carnitine O-acetyltransferase-like
Exons: 13
Coding region: 183-2048 (621 amino acids)
Biological process (GO): carnitine metabolic process, CoA-linked
Cellular component (GO): peroxisome
Molecular function (GO): carnitine O-acetyltransferase activity
Source: RefSeq, a predicted model, not a curated record